CAAAAAGAAGCACGCCUUUUCUAGCUUUGCAGAUUCCGCUGUUCUCUGUCGAUAACAUCAUUCCUCAUUAUUUAUGUUUUGUAAUGUAAGAAAACAUGUCUCUUUAUGAUGGCUUAGGUUUAGAUUCCAAAGAAAAGGUCCAGAGGGAUCCAAAAUCAGAUCUUGUUGGAUGGUCAUCAGGAAUAAAAUUACUUCAAUCUCAGCUGCAAUUGAAGAAAGCUGCUUUAACUCAAGCAAAGCGAGAACAACUAAAAAAGAGUGGCGCUGUUUUGCCUCCUGUUGUUGAUUUAAAAUCUAGAAAAGAUGAUACAGAAGAGCCUCAGCUCCCUAUUUUAGGACUUGGGCCGAAGGAAUCUAAAGGAAAUCCUACUUUACUUGGUGGUGAUUGGGAUAUACGACAAGAGUAUGAGCCUUUGUGGCCUAAUGAUUAUGAAAAAAUUAUGAGAGAUAGAAAUGAUCGUGAUAAAAGGAUACGAGAUCGUGAAAGAGAUAGAGAACGAGGAGAUAGGGAUAGAGACCGAGACCGAGAUAGGGAUAGAGACAGAGACAGAGAUAGAAUGGACAGAGAUUAUGAUAGAGAAUAUAAUGAUGAAAAACCUUAUAGGCGUAAUGAUAGAUAUAAUAAGAGGGACCGUUAUGAGAGGAAUAGAGAAUUUGACAGGAGUAGCAGAGAGUUAGACAGACCACCCCGAGAAGAAGAAUACGAAGAGGAAAGACCUAGAAGAGUUCCUGGUGCUGGUGCAGCAAUAGCUCCACCACCAUCACUUAUGGAAUCAACUGAUAAAAAAGAACCAACUGCUAUUCCUUCUACCCCAUUUACAUCAGGAAGUUCAGUUGCUGCUCGUAUUAUGGCUAAAUAUGGUUUUAAAGAAGGUCAAGGCUUAGGUAAAAAGGAACAAGGAAUGAGCCAAGCUUUGCAAGUUGAAAAAACUAGUAAAAGAGGAGGAAAGAUUAUUCAUGAAAAAGACCUAGCUAAAUAUGCUGAGGCACAACCCCCAUCUCCUCCUCAGUUUCAACCACCUGCUCCUCUGGCACCUCCUCAAGCUGUUAGUUCUCCUGUAUCCUCAUCUCAAGCAGAUUCUAUUACAGAAAUCAUGAAAAAUCCUUCAAAAGUGGUUCUACUGAGGAAUAUGGUUGGCCCUGGAGAGGUGGAUGAGGAUUUAGAGCCAGAGACUAAGGAAGAAUGUGGUAAAUAUGGAGAAGUAGUCAAAUGUGUCAUUUUUGAACUUCCAUCUGGACCAGAUGAUGAGUCUGUUAGAAUCUUUGUGGAAUUUAAGAGAAUGGAAUCUGCUAUUAAAGCUGUUGUUGAUUUAAAUGGACGAUAUUUUGGCGGAAGAGUGGUGAAGGCUAGUUUUUAUGAUGUUGAUAAAUUUCAAAGGCUGGAACUUGCUGACUAAACCAUUUUUCCUUGUUCAUCAUAUUAUGUAUUAUAUGAAUAUCAUUUUUUUUAAAGAACA
Argiope bruennichi is the source of this 1457-nucleotide messenger RNA. It is a transcript of the gene Spf45, whose product is annotated as splicing factor 45-like. Gene Ontology annotation, biological process: alternative mRNA splicing, via spliceosome; mRNA cis splicing, via spliceosome. Gene Ontology annotation, molecular function: RNA binding. Bases 96 to 1397 code for a protein of 433 amino acids. Lineage: Eukaryota; Metazoa; Arthropoda; Arachnida; Araneae; Araneidae. The record is from RefSeq and is a predicted model, not a curated record. Gene Ontology annotation, cellular component: precatalytic spliceosome. The transcript is spliced from 11 exons.